UUUGUUUUGAGGAACUUAAAUUUUACACAGGUGGCCUUCCACAGUUGUACGUGGGCACGAGCAGGUUCCAACUUAUUUGGUACUUACUGACUGUGUUGUAUAUCUGAUUGUCAAGAGCUGAAGUUUGAGAACAUUCUAAUGAAGAUGUGUUUUAGGAAGAUGAAACUAUUAAAAACUUGCUGUAUCGUCUCUUUUGUGACUCUGAUAACCUUGACUGUACUGCAAAGAAGCAGCAAAAGUAACCAGGAAUUACAGAAUGUCUCCCAGAGAUCCAGUUCUGCAGAGGACAAACUGGUUUCCACUUUUCUGAGUUUCUUUGCUCCCAAGGACAACUUUUGGAGUCCCCAAAAAACCAAGACCAUCGCCACAGAGACGCGUAUGGUAACAGCAACAAGGAGAGAGACCAAAGAUUGGGAUGUGACGAAUGCUAACUGCACUCCAAACAACAACUUCACUCAGACUGAAUGGUUCAAUGGCUUAGAGUCAAACUUUAAAGAGUUUUUACAAUACAGACACUGUAGGUAUUUUCCAAUGAUUCUUAACCAUCCUCAGAGAUGCAGAGGUGAUAUCUACCUUUUAUUAAUUGUUAAAUCUGUCAUAACACAGUAUGACCGAAGGGAGGCCAUUAGGAAAACCUGGGGCAAAGAAAUAGUGAUGGAUGGGAAGCAAGUUAAAACCCUAUUCCUUUUAGGGACUUCACCCAGUGAAAAUGAAAGGUCCCACCAUCAAAAACUACUGGAAUAUGAGAGCAUUAUCCAUGGGGAUAUACUUCAGUGGGACUUCUUGGACACUUUCUUCAAUCUCACCUUGAAAGAGGUUAACUUUCUCAAAUGGUUCUCCACAUAUUGUGAGAAUGUUGAGUACAUUUUUAAAGGUGAUGAUGAUGUGUUUGUCAGCACGCAGAAUGUCAUUGAGUUUCUUAAUGCACCCAAAAUUAAGAAUCUUUUUGUUGGCGAUGUCCUGCACAGGGCCAAACCAAUUCGCAAAAAGGAAAAUAAAUAUUACAUACCAGAAGCUUUGUACAAUCAAACAUACUAUCCACCUUAUGCAGGGGGUGGUGGAUUUUUGAUGGCAGGAACACUUGCAAGAAGAUUGCACAAAGUUUCAGAAAGCUUAGAGUUGUACCCCAUUGAUGAUGUUUUCCUGGGGAUGUGCCUGGAAGUGUUGAGUAUAACUCCCACUCAUCAUCGGGGAUUUAGGACUUUUGGAAUUGUGAAAAACAAAAGUAGUAAAAUGAACAAAGAACCUUGCUUCUAUAAAAGCAUAAUGGUGGUGCACAAACUGCUUCCAGCAGAACUUCUAGAAAUGUGGGAAGCUGUUCACAGCAGCAUUAGUUGCUCUCGAAAAAUGAGAGUUUCUGUAGGUACUUUCCCAAAACUGCUCCAAAGUUGA
Molecule: messenger RNA, 1392 nt
Organism: Carcharodon carcharias (great white shark)
Lineage: Eukaryota; Metazoa; Chordata; Chondrichthyes; Lamniformes; Lamnidae
Gene: b3gnt7
Product: UDP-GlcNAc:betaGal beta-1,3-N-acetylglucosaminyltransferase 7
Exons: 3
Coding region: 139-1392 (417 amino acids)
Cellular component (GO): membrane
Molecular function (GO): hexosyltransferase activity
Source: RefSeq, a predicted model, not a curated record